Molecule: messenger RNA, 2596 nt
Organism: Coccidioides immitis RS
Lineage: Eukaryota; Fungi; Ascomycota; Eurotiomycetes; Onygenales; Onygenaceae
Product: carboxylesterase
Exons: 7
Coding region: 1-1512 (503 amino acids)
Molecular function (GO): carboxylic ester hydrolase activity
Source: RefSeq, a predicted model, not a curated record
AUGAAGCUCUCCGGUCGGCUCUGCUUUGCUGCCGUCUCCCUUUUUUGGGGAGUUUUAGGCGAUUGCCUCACCGUCAACACCACAAACGGCCUGAUCACUGGCCACCCGGCCCCAUUUGCUUCCGGCGUCAAGGAAUUCCUCGGAAUCCCAUACGCAAAAGCCCCGGUCGGCCAGCUGCGAUUCAAGCCUCCCCAGAGGUACGUGGGCAACGAGCCAUAUGUCGCCUCGAACUUUGGAGCUGACUGCGUAUUCACGCCAUCCAAAUUGGUCGCCUUCCCGGAUGCAACCCCGAAUUUCGCUGAGAUUUUUACCUCCUUUACCGGAGGACGCGGCAACCCCCAAAGCGAAGAUUGCUUGACACUAAACAUAUGGACAAAAUGCCUCAACAACGCAAAGAGGCCCGUACUUGUCUUCUUCUAUGGAGGAAGAUUCACGACUGGAGACACCAACACCCCAUUCUACAACGGCCAGUUCUUCUCAGCCGCUGAAGAUGUUAUCGUAGUCACCGUGAACUACCGUGUUAGCAUCUUUGGAUUUCCCGGCGCCCCCGGUCAAACUCAGAACUUGGGUUUGAGAGACCAGCGCCUUGCAGUCGAGUGGCUCCGAGACAAUGUGAAGGCUUUUGGCGGAGACCCUAAGAGAAUCACUAUCUUUGGUCAGUCUUCUGGCAGUCUCUCUGUGGAUGCUUAUGCCUUCGCAUACACGCAAGACCCCAUUGUUGCGGGUCUGAUUGAACAUUCGGGGACCAUCUUCAGCUUUGCUCUGAACUCAAGGGAGCUUGCAACGAAGCAUUGGUAUAACGCUUCUGCCCUUGUUGGAUGCGGAUCGGAAGGAGAUGUGCUCCCUUGCAUGAUGAGUAAGAGCGCAGUCGAGCUCAAGGCUGCUGCUGCUUCGGUUAAACCGCCACCAAAUACCAGCGUCGCGCGGUCUCAGCCAGUGUUCCAGCCUGUUCCAGACGGCGAUAUCGUUUUUGAUGACUACCACUCCCUGGCCUCUCAGGGCAAAUUUGCUCGUGUACCCAUGAUUGUUGGCCACACGGACCAGGAAUCGUCCUUUUACAACAUCUCUGCAUGGGCCAGAGGCAGCGUGCUCACCGACGCAGAAUGGGCGCAGUUCGUUACCGACGUCUUCAAUUGCCCGUCGAUGGAGGAGGCGGAUUACAGAAACAACUAUCACGUUCCUGUCUGGAGAUAUCGCUACUUCGCUGAUUGGGAUAAUACUCGACUCUUUCCCAACAGCGCUGCAUAUCACGGUGUUGAUCUCCAUAUGAUUUUCGGCAACUCGCAGGGUGUCACUGGAGAUCCUGAGUCCCCUGCACAGACUCAACUGAAGAAGACCAUGCAAAAAGCUUGGGCCACUUUCGCCGCGAAUCCUUGGACCGGACUAAGGGACCUAGGGUGGCCUAUGUACCGGAAGAACGCCAAUACCUUGAUCCGCCUGGGCUACAAUAAUAACCCUGUUCCAUCUUUCAUCAACCCGGCGACCUACGACGCCGACUGUGCUGUGGUGUAAUUGUGGAUAUCGCAUAUCACUACAGAAUAGUUACCUAUUAUCUUAUCAUUCCAGUAAUACCAAUUUUAAUCAUAUUUUUGAUGAACCAUAUUUGCUGAGUGGCUCCCCAUGCCAGUGAAAACCAAAGUUCACUAUUGCGCCGCUAAAUUCCAUAACCAGUUCAUCCAGCUUAUCACCAUAAGUUGCUUGCGACAGGACUAGCCAUAGCCGGCGCGAACGAUGAUCUACAAUAGGCAAGGAUCAAAACAUCAUCUGAUGGGCCCAGGGAUUGCAUAGAAAGCCCUCAAUGUUUGUGACAAGACUGUGAUUAUACAUGUCUCCUUGGAGCAAACAGUUAAUGCACCAAGCAUUGCUGAUUCAAGGGCUGAUUAGUAGACCAUAGCUUUCUCUGAUGGAACAAUAUAGAUAUCUAACUAACGGUGCCAUAGUAUUGGGCAACAGGCGCCCAUCAUUAUCCACGUCCACACUCAUCCCCAAGACCAUCGAGCAGAGCAGACAGAGGACGGGCUUCUUCACGAAACCAGCGACACAGUCGUCCCAAGGCACAAAGUUCUCUUCCACCUUGGCCAUGACAACCUGUCAAACUGUGUGGUAGUUCAUCAAUCGAAAACUCAAAAAUGAGUAGUGAGCCAAAAUCAGUGACUUGUUCGGGGUGGCAAUGCCUCAUUCAUGGGUUGAGAUUUCAGGGUCUCAUCUGGAUAUCCUCUCCUGCCUCGGAGACCCCGCACAGGACAUAAAGUGCUUUCGCAGAUGGAUUUCAUGUAAUAAGCAGCCUAAUCCGCUCCGGGGGCCUCUGAGAAAGCUGGCAGACGCGAGCAAAAACAUUCAAUUGAGAUCAAAAGUUUAAUGCGCACAUGGGAGGAGACUUGAUUCCCCAUGUCACCAACCAGUUGCUUUGUUUUCCAGAAAUCACCUAUUUAGCUAAAUCUUUCUUGUGACACUGGCUAUAGGUGUCUGAGUCACACAGUUGCUCCUGAGGCUCUUGCAAAAAUGUCAUAAUUAGGAAGACCAAUUCCUCGCUUUAUCUGAUGAACGCCUUGGGGCGCUUCCAAGGCACCAUGCGGCGUACUGUCUUCGCUUUCUU